This is a messenger RNA of Synchiropus splendidus (mandarinfish), 3288 nucleotides long. It is a transcript of the gene frmd8, whose product is annotated as FERM domain containing 8. Gene Ontology annotation, biological process: negative regulation of canonical Wnt signaling pathway. The transcript is spliced from 11 exons. Gene Ontology annotation, cellular component: cytoskeleton; plasma membrane. NCBI's taxonomy places the organism in Eukaryota, Metazoa, Chordata, Actinopteri, Syngnathiformes, Callionymidae. Bases 286 to 1704 code for a protein of 472 amino acids. The record is from RefSeq and is a predicted model, not a curated record.
GUUUCAUGUUGAGAACUGGACAGUCAACCAUGGCGGUCACGCCCCAGUUAGUUGUGAUUCGGGAGACACAGGUCGUUCAAAUGUCCCACAACCGCAUCUGCCCGGAAAAGGGGUUUGUGGUCGCUGUGUGGACGAGCAUGACAAGACUCAUCGAACAAUAUUUAGUGUUUGACUGACGAAAAGUGCGUGACUAUUCUAGUACGGUAUCAUACUGGACAGAGGUGGUUAUUUCGUCUCUGGGGCGGAGGAAAAAAAACAUUUAUUUCUGUUCCUGGCGGAGAAGAGAUGGAGGGAGAUGAUUCCGCUUUUCCUCAAGACUCAUUAGAUGACCUUUCACAGAGAGGAAGCGUUGCGUCUUCCGCAACACUUUCCCGUGCUCAGGAUGUACUUAUUUACCUGUUUGGGGAAAGUGCGGUACAUUUAACCCUGGAAGGACUCGGAAGUGCCAAUGUGCAGGAGUUGGGUCGUACUGUCCGGGAGGCCCUUCAUAUUCCAGAGACUACGCAGGAUGCUUUUGCCUUCUGGCUGACUUCUCCUUUGCUUGAGCUGCAGUUGAAGUCGAGGCAUCAACCAUACAAGUUGUGUCGUCAGUGGCAAGAUUUGCUCUAUCGCUUUACUGAAGCGUCACAAGAAGACAUUUCCCAAGAUGAACCUUGUCUCCAGUACCGGAGGAAUGUGUUUUAUCAGAAAUCAAAAGAGCUGCAGAUAACGGAUGAUGCAGUGUUGAGGCUUUUAUAUGAGGAAGCCAAAAACAACAUCCUCAUUGGUAGAUACCCCUGUGACCGCGAGCACUGGGCCACUCUGGGAGCACUGUCUCUUGCCCUGGAAGAAGGAGCUGGGCUGGAAGGCCAGCAAUUAACCUCUGUCAUCCGAGAGAGGAAACUGACCUCUUUUCUGCCAGAACAUGUUGUGAUGGGGAGUGGAGGACUGUUCUCCACUCUAAAAGGAAGGUCCAGUCGACAUGCAGGACUGGAGCAGAGCCUUGUUGAGGAGUACAGGAAGAUCGGCGCAUCUGCAGGAAGCUCAGCAGAGCCCGUGGACCUUCUACACCAGUACCUCAGAACUUGUCACAGUCUGCCUUAUUACGGGUGCGGCUUCUUUGAUGGUGAAAUUGAAAAACAAACACAAGGACUGCUGCAGAGGUCAAAACGCAAGGCUGUCAAUGUUGGAAUCUGCCUGGAUGGAGUUUAUGUAAUGGAUGUCAAAGAAAAGCAUGUUCUGCUCGGCCUUCAUUUCAAUGAGCUUUCGUGGGACCACAGUUACCCUGAGGAGGAGGGGGAUUCACACAUUCUGUGGCUAGAGUUUGAUGGAGAGGAGGAUGGAACUGCUGUCAACAAGUUGUUGAAGAUCUACUCUAAACAGGCUGAGCUGAUGAGUGGCUUCAUUGAGUUCUGCGUGGAGCUUUCAUCCGUUACCGAGGGUGCUGCAGCAGCUGAAGGCGGCAGCAGCAGGACCGAUUUGUCAGGACAGUGUGCUAGACAAGAUGAACACAGCAGUAACAGCCGUGGACGACGUGGCAAAUUGCGUAGACAAAGUAGUGUUGUGUGCAGUCGGGUGCAUUCACUGAAUACCAUCUGCUACGUGGACAAUGGAAAGGAAAUCAAACGAUUAAAGCCCAAAAGAGCAGCAUCAUUUUUCACCCGACAGCCUUCAGCACUGAGUUACUCUGCAGUCCAAGUGGCUGAGAGUCUGGAACAAGGCUGAACUCAGUGCUCCGCCCGAUUGCCUCCAAAGACCAAACGUGACCAUUCUACUUGGAUAAUGAGACCUGAUUCCACCUCAGUGAUUCAAAUGGACCAAGUGAGGGAAUAGUUAGGGAUGUAGUUUAUCUAUUCAAGCGUGUGUAUCAAAAGGCCGUGUCUAACAAAAGAUGAUUCAUAGCUUUGCUUAAAGAUCAAACAGGACAAACUUAGAUGAGUUCAUUGUUUUCACACAGCCUGCUACAGGAACGAGAUAUAUUAAUUGGAAUAAUACUAAUGACUUAAUAUAUUUUAAAACCUUUCUCAGCAUCAAGAAAAGUGAAAAGGAAGAGCUCUACACUACUGAACAGUCUACAUGAGACAAAGGAUUUGGUGUGUUUCUACUUUGCUGUUUCAAUAACCAGUGCCUUGUUUUGAGGGAAGUCUACUUUGUAUGCAUCAAGUCUGUCUGAAACAAAACCCACUGUUGACGAUUUUAGCUCAAUGUUGUUUAUUGAAGGCAAAGCAAACUUCGCCAUAGUUAAACGUAGCACAUUCUGGAGGCUAGUUGCAGUUCUCUUAAUUUGGUGUAAUCUUUACAAACAACAUCCUCAAAUGAACUUAAUUCUUUUCCAGGAGAUGUUUAUUUAUGCUUAGCUUUUUAUGUAAGGGAAACACAAAUUAAAGUGGGCCCGAACUUUACCAUUGUAUAAGUGGUCAGUCCAACAAUGCCCUCUCGGUAGAUUUGGUUCCAUAAGACUGGGUAAAUUGCAAAACGAAGCACAUUUUAAAGCUUCAGAAAUUGUGUGUAUAAUUCGCUAUGUGUUUAAUAUAAGCACUUUACUAAAUUCAUCUGCAUACAAUGAAAUGAAUCGAUGCCCACAAUAAGCAUGAUUAUGCAAUGGAAUGAAUGAACUGCUGCUGAAGUUGUUGUCAACCUCCCCUCCACCAUGCACCAUAUCACCAAACCAUGUUUAACCUCUUGGUGUUUUAUUUUGUGACCAGGUGUUGCUUGCUGUAGGGACAUCCAUGACAUAAAAAAAAUGACAUUUUGGGAUGCUAAUGUUUAGAUCUGUUUAAAAAUGUUUAUGCUCCGGUUCCUGUGGUGUCAGGCUCAGAAACACUUUCACGUCUUUGUCAUCAUUGGUUGAUUAAACUUAAAAGGAAACCUUUGUUUGAACAACUGAAUUCAUUCUAACCUGUUAAGCACAACUGCAUCUGCCUUCAGUCCAGAACAAGCAACCUGUGAAAUGUUCUUGGUGAUAACCAUUGCAAUGAUCAUGGUAUGUACUGGUCUAUGCUGACUAUGCAUGUCCCAUUGUAAAAUAGCAUUCCAACAUGUUAAAAUCAUGCACUAUCAAGCCACAAACUCCUUUGUGUCACUAACUUUUGAAAUAAUCGGUGGAUGUUACAGAAUGCCUGCUUUGUACCGUCAAAUGAUGCGUGUCUUUCUCAGAGUGCAUGUCAAAAGGUCAUUCAUGGUGGAACACACUGCUAAGUGCCUGUAUGUAAGGUUUGCAUCAGAAAAAUGUAUUUGCCACUGUAAACUUUAGAAGACAUAUUUAAUAUUAUGGUUCAAAUAAAUGUUUUUUGUAUUGUGUUUUAAGAA